GUCUGGAGUUCACUUUGGAUUCCUGCAAUAAUGUCGAGCACAGUGAAGAGCCUCAAAGUCACCUACAACCCCAUAAAUGACACCAACACGUUCAGAUGCGGUGACCUGUUGACUGGCCGCGUGCAGCUGGAGGUGGCCAAACAAUGUGACAUCAAGUCACUGUUUAUCAAAUUCAAAGGGAAAGCAGAGGUGUUAUGGACGGAGAGACACGGACAGAGGACUGUGGUUUAUCACUCCAAGAACAAGUACUUCAGCGCCAAACACUACUUCAUUGGAGAAAAAGGCGACAACAGUACUGCCUAUAAAGGCCUCUUGGUGAAUAUCGCUGGUGACACAUACAGCAGUGUUGUCGCCCCUGGAGUCCAUGUCUACCCAUUCUCCUGUAGGAUCCCAGUAGGGAAUAUGCCAUCUUCGUUCGUAGGGCUAGGUGAAAUUGGUAAAAUUAUGUACUUGCUGGAAACCAGACUGAGCAGAGCCAUGAGGGUUGACAAGAAAGAUACAACCCAGAUCAACUUUGUGGCACAACCGAACAUGACCGACAUCCCACAGCUGAUGGUUCCACAGCAGGAGUCCACAGAAAAAAAACUGAAGUUUUUGAAUUCAGGAACAGUAGCCAUGGAAGUGAAUAUUGAAAGAAUGGGUUUCUAUCAAGGAGAGGAUUUAAAGGUUUCGGCCUUCAUUCAGAACAACUGUUCACGUGAAAUCAAGCCCAAGUACUGUAUAUACAGAAAGCACAGCUAUUUUGCAGGUGCGAAGAGGAGACUUUGUACAGAAAAGCUCGUCAAAGAGGUUGGGAAGCCCGUUCCUCCCUCUACCAGUGAAAAGGUCACACAGAUCCUUGUCAUUCCCCGUCAUUUAGAGCCGUCCAUUCUCAACUGUGAUAUCAUCAAGGCAGAGCACAGGCUAAGGGUCUACUUGGAUGUCAAAUAUGCUUCAGACCCAGAGACCAAAUUCCCGUUAGUCAUCUUAGAGGCUCCUCUGUUUCCUGAUGAGGCACCACCUGCUGCUGCUGCAGGAUUUGGAUUUGAAGCUUUUGGGAACCCAGACCUACCACAAUGGGGUCCUGAACCACAACAACAACCACUACCAUCAGCAGAGUCUCACUUUGAGGACUCUCCUCCUCCUUAUACAGCCAUUUAUUACCCUACCUUAAAAUAACACAUGGUGCAAUCCUGACUGUAUGUGCAAAACACACACAUUUCCAAGGAAGGUUGUAACUAUACUGCUUUCAGUCAUGAACUGCAGGAUCUUAUGUUACUGCAGUGCUUUGUGUACUGAAAUUACUUCUAUGAAUAGAACACAUUUCACUUGACAUCACAAUGACUCAUUUUUAUCGACUUCCAAUGAUGAAUGAAAUGUUUUUUUGGAAAGGAUGUUAUAAAAUGCAGUGAUGUGAAUGCAGAUCAACUGUACAGGUGCUUUGCUUAAUGUAAUUUCUAUUGAAAAUAAUGUUUUAACCCAAUGUUUUACUUUUUUAUUCUCUCUAUAUAGUUUGUUACACUGGUAUUUGGGAUGUAAUAAGGAUUUUAUUGAAUAUGAUUGUUUAUGUAUGACAGGUUUUUUCUCUAUUAACCUGGCACCAAAAGGAAGCUGGAGCAAAGGAGCAUGUGCACAUCUAAAAGAACAGGAAACAUGAUCAUUAACAUCUGACUGUUUUAUCUGUGGAAUAGAAUGUGUGAUGAUAGAUCACAAAUAACGUCUGGCUGACAAGAUGAUAGGCAGUUAAAACACCAGACACUUUGUCACUGAAUCACAGAUAUUUAUACCGACCUGUCUAUUCAUUAAUAUUAAUUAGUAAGGAGAAAAAAAAAAAAAAAACAUGGUAGGGAAUGUUUUUAAAUUAAAUGAGGGUUUCAGAAUUUGCGUCUGGUGGGUAGGGGCUACAUGUUUUACCCUCAUGUAGGCUAUGUUUACACUGCAGGUAAAACUGGCCCAAAUCUGCCUUUUUGCCCAUAUGAGACCCUAUAAAUGAUUGUUUAUGACAGUCUUACCAGCGCAAAGCUGAUUUUUUUCAAGUCAGAUCCAGGCUACUUUCAUACGUGGUCCUAAAUUGAGUACACGAGGUUUUUCAAUACAACUUAAGUGUGAACAAUCAUGUCACAUUUCAUCCAACUUUUUCAACAUUGAAAAGCAACGGAUGUUUGCAAACACAGUGUGCUGCAUAUGACGUCAUGUCUUCUGUACAUGGGAGUCACCUCAGGACCGUAGAUCGUUCACACAUGAGCGUGUGAUGUAUGUAGUACAGAGGCUGAACCCAAAUGCAAGACCAAUAGACAGACGUGAAGUAGAGUGUGUUUAUUGAACUCUUAAGGGAAAUGACAACACAGAUUAAUUAGUGAAUCUGCGGAGCCGCCGUGUCCGGGGCUUGACGUCUGGGCCGUGGGAGGGAUCAGCUGGCGACCAGCGUGGCCGGGCCGGGAAAAACCCAACGGAACCCCGACUAGGAAUAAGCAAAGGGAGGUCAAAAAACAGGCCAGGUCAGACACAGGAGAGCAGACCAGAAGGCAACGGAACAUGAGGGACAGGCAAAAACUCACGGUCAGUAAUCCAGGCGCAGGGUCGAAACACAGGUAAUCGGUGGAGGCUGAGGUACCAAAGGG
Molecule: messenger RNA, 2600 nt
Organism: Sphaeramia orbicularis (orbiculate cardinalfish)
Lineage: Eukaryota; Metazoa; Chordata; Actinopteri; Kurtiformes; Apogonidae
Product: thioredoxin-interacting protein-like
Exons: 7
Coding region: 31-1158 (375 amino acids)
Biological process (GO): protein transport
Cellular component (GO): cytoplasm; plasma membrane
Source: RefSeq, a predicted model, not a curated record